This is a messenger RNA of Bursaphelenchus xylophilus (pine wood nematode), 2208 nucleotides long. NCBI's taxonomy places the organism in Eukaryota, Metazoa, Nematoda, Chromadorea, Rhabditida, Aphelenchoididae. The record is from the annotation of a GenBank genome assembly.
AUGCCUCGGGUCCUGCUGAUAACCGCCAACCUGGGCUCUCUUUUCGACGACCUCGGCCGUCUGAGUCAACGCUGGCUGGAGUACAUGGCCAAGGUGAGUGGAAGCGGGCCUACAACGUUACAUUCAGACGGUUCACAGUCAAGCGGCGGACUUUGUGGCCAUUCAUCUGCAGGAAACGGGUGGGAAACGGUUCGAAGAGAACAGCGACAAGGUGGUUCCGUUGAUCUGGAAGCUGCAUGAGGGACUGAGGGACCAGUUCGAGCAUUGCUACGCCUUCCUGGACAUUGAUUUCACGAUCUCCGAACAAUUUACGGUAUUUUUUGAGAUUUUUGAUGAUUUAUGAAAAAAAAAUCAAAAAAAAAUUGAUUUUUUUUAUAUUUUUUUUGUCAGAAAAUCUUGUUAAGACAUUUUUCUGGACUACAAAUUGAUUGUAAAUUAUAAAAAAAUCUCUUUUCAUUGAUAUAAAUACACUUUUUCCACAUUAAUAUCACCUUUUUCAGGCAUUAGGAUCAGUUUUUUUCGUCCGAAGUUCAAUAAAAGACAAGGUGCAGAUCUUCGACUUCAAGAAACGAGUAUUUGAACCCUUAGGGGAGGCAGGAUUGUAUGUAGAGCCCUCAAUAAAUUCGUCGAAUCGGAUACGAAAAGAAAAAUUCUCGCGAGAUUUUUGGCCGGGCGUCAGAUGGGGCCGCAAAGGAUACAUGCAUUCGCGAUGGGCGGUGGAUGGAAAGUAAGGAGGAUUAUUUUUCCAUACUGUUUAGAGAUUUGCAAACUCAUUUUGACCCGAUUUAGGAUUAAAAAAUAAUUUUGAUUUUUUAAAAAUUUUCAAAAAAAAAAAAUUUUUUUCAAAUUGAAAAAAUUGUAUACUACGAAAAAUUAUUUGCAGUAUUUUGGACCUAAUAAACUUGCAUUUGUUCCACGAUGAGUCCAAUCUGGCGUUCCAUGAGAACCCUUUCCAAUACAGCCAGAACCGAAGGAAAGCCAUGAAUUAUAUGCUCCAGAGGUACGAUGAGUUUGCGAAAUCAACGAAAACCGAAGGUUCCGCCAAUUUAUUCUUGUUUGGAGAUUUUAACUUCCGACUCAACGCCAUUUCCUUCCUCAAGGUAUGAGUUUUUUUAUUGUACAUAUUGUAGUAGCUUUAUAUCCAGUUGUUGACAAAAAAAAGAUGUUUUGAGGCCUUAUAUGGUAGAAAAAUUUCAGAAAUUGACUAAACAUGCCAGUGAGCACACACUGGAGACACUCAGCGACUCUGACUCGCCAAAAAAUUCGAGUGAUGACAGUGAUACGGUUUUGAUAAAUGGCCAUCCAAUCCUGGAUAGGCAAUUGUCAGCGAUAGAGUAUCGAAGAGACGAUGAAAAGUAAAAAAAUUUACUUUAUUUUUAAUAAUUUUUACCAGCAUAUUCUUUAAUAAUAAUAUUUUUUUUUAUUUUUUUGCAGUUGCGUUUUGCGAAUCGAGAAGAAGAAAUUCGAAUACGAAAACAGUAAAAACCUGUUGUCAAAUUGGCGAGAAUACAAGGAGGAUGAUCAAGAGCCCAGGGAUUUGCCAUUGAAAGAACUUCCAGUCAGCUUUCCACCAACGUAAGUGGGAUUUGACUUGAUUUGAUGAUAUUAUCCAUGAUUUUUGCACAAAACUUAAUUUUUUUCUGAUUUUUUCGGUCAAAAAACCUAUGCCUUGUUAGUGAGAGUCCUCUAUGUUAUUGAUGACGUCGUAUUCUCAUAGGUUUUAGUGAGAAAUUUUGAAAAUGUAACCGUUUUUAGUCAAAAUUUCAUCAUUUUCAACGGAAACCUUUUUUCCAUAGGUUAGUGGCCGAAAAUCGGCCUAAAUAUUAUUUAGAUUGCAUUAAUAUAUCUCUGACUUCAUUGUCAACAAAGUACAAUUUACUUGAAUUUUUGGUCUACUGUAGUUUUUCCAAAAUUUCCAAUUUUUCCCAUAUUACCCUUCUUUUUGCACUCUCAAGUCCAAAAAUUGUCCGAAUCCCCCCACAGACCUCCCAAACUCAAUCUAAAUUCCUGGAUUCCAGUUACCCAUGGAGUGAGGAUCCGUUGAACCAUAAUCUGCUCACGAAUACACGGAUGCCGGCCUGGUGCGACCGUAUUUUAAUGAACCCGACGGCCUUUUCGGCCCUCUCCAAUCCCAUUUACACCUCGAUUGGGAUGGACCUAUGCAUGGGUGAUCACAAGCCGGUCAUUCUCGCCUUCGACUUGCCCUAG